CAUACAGGAGAGAGGUAAAAAAUAAGUCGCACUCGGAGGAGACGCCCACCACGCCAACCACGACUCCCGUCGUCCUCUUCUUGGUUUCCGGUUUGGGGAUUCCUCGCUACAAUCCCUCGAUCCAGCACACGCCCAUCUGUUGUUCCUCCUCCUCCUCCUCCUCUCCGCUGCCGCCGAAGACUUCUCUCGAGCCAGCUCCGCUGCGAGGGGACGGAUGGAACGUGUGUUAUAAAAGGUCCCAAGGAAUCUCAUUAUACCAAUUUUGCUUGCUUGGUGCACUGGAGAUCUUUGGUUGCGGCCGUUCUCUUUCUUUCCCAAAAUUUUCCAGAAUCUGGUUAUGGCACUAAAGUUCUACAGGUAUCAGGCAGAGCUACUAGUCAAGAAUUACUUGCUGGCAGAUCCAUACAUUUCAUAUACUUCGGUGCUAGGUGGCAUUUUUCUCUGCAAGAUGGCAUAUGAUUUUACCCAGUUCAUCAGUUCUUUUUACUUCAAGGGUUACAGUUCCCUAACAAAGAUCCAACGGAUUGAUUGGAAUAAUCGGGGUAUGUCUAGCAUCCAUGCUAUCUUUGUAACAAUAAUGUCAAUUUACUUGGUGUUCUGCUCCGAUCUUUUCUCUGAUAAUACAAUCAACCUACCCAUUACAUUCCGAAGUUCAUCUCUCUCUACAUUUGGGUUGGGGGUCUCUGUUGGGUAUUUUCUUGCAGACCUUGCUAUGAUAGCUUGGUCAUACCCUUCACUCGGUGGAAUGGAGUAUGUUCUCCACCAUACACUUUCAGUGAUUGCUGUUGCUUACACCAUGCUGUCUGGGGAAGGUCAGUUUUACACAUAUUUGGUCCUUAUCUCUGAGAUAACCACCCCGGGAAUUAAUUUGCGAUGGUUUCUUGACACUGCAGGAAUGAAGAGGUCUCAAGCCUAUCUUGUGAAUGGCGCCAUGGUGUUCUUGGCAUGGCUGGUUGCAAGGAUUUUAUUGUUCAUCUACUUGUUUUACCACAUUUUUCUGCAUUAUGAUCAGGUCAGGCAAAUGCGUAGCUUUGGCUACCUCCUAAUUUUUGUGGUACCAUCAGCACUGGCCAUCAUGAACAUAAUAUGGUUUGGGAAAAUUUUAAAAGGGCUGUGGAAAGCCUUGAGCAAGGGAAAAUAGAUGAUGUAUCAGGUGUUUUCUUUUUUCCUGUAUAAAUUCUUGUUUUUCUUAGUUAGUUCCUUUUUAUUGAAACUAAGAGAACGUGAAACUUAAAAGAACAAAUCGCCGAAGCUAAUGAUCAGAAAGAUAUGAUGUCAAAAAGUCCAGUUAUCCUUUUUUAAAAAAAUAUUUAUUUUUAUGUAUCUAUUGUAUUUUCUUUUGAUAUGGACAUAGACCUGGCUUCACGUCUCUGUUAGUAACAAUCUAGUGAACAUAUGGAUUGCUGACUCCAAAAUUUAUAUAAGAAACGACUGAUGCAAUUUAAUUCA
Messenger RNA from Musa acuminata AAA Group (dessert banana), 1449 nucleotides. RefSeq lists its product as uncharacterized. The coding region runs from base 338 to 1141 and encodes 267 amino acids. Gene Ontology annotation, cellular component: membrane; endoplasmic reticulum. The record is from RefSeq and is a predicted model, not a curated record. Gene Ontology annotation, biological process: lipid homeostasis. NCBI's taxonomy places the organism in Eukaryota, Viridiplantae, Streptophyta, Magnoliopsida, Zingiberales, Musaceae. The transcript is spliced from 10 exons.